AUGGCGCUCGCCUACAUCGACUGCUCGGCUGGCGUCGCCGGUGACAUGCUGCUCGGCGCGCUGAUCGAUGCCGGCGCUCCGCUGGCGGAGAUCCAGCGCGGACUCGAGUCGCUGCACGGGAUCGCGGGCGAGUGGGAGCUCCGCACUACGAGAGUGUGGAAGGGACCGGGAAGCAUUGCAGGGACCAAAGUGCACGUGAGCUCUGUCUACCAGCACAAAGAGAUCGCUCCGCCUUUGCCGGCUCAUGGCUUGCAACAAUACGGUCGUGGGGCUGGCCAUACCCACACGCACAGCCAUGGGCACGGGGGCACACAUACCCACGUUGACGAGGGUACACGUAGCCAUGACCAGGAGGGUACACGCGUUACCCAUCGAGUGGAGACUUUGACGGCCAACGAGAAUGGUCACGAGCACGCACACGACCAUGAGCACGAGCGUGCGCUCGACGGGCAGGAGCAAGACGUUGCCCACGUUUCGUCGGAAGUGACUCAUGAGCCUAUGCGCAACUUGGACGACAUUAAGGCGCUCAUUGCCGAGAGUGCGUUGUCGGACUGGGUCAAGGCCAAGAGCGUGGCGGUGUUCACGUUGCUGGCGCAGGCAGAAGCUCACACUCACGGGACAGCGCUGGAGAAGAUCCAUUUCCACGAAGUUGGAGCGAUCGACAGCAUUGUCGACACGAUCGGCUGCGUGAUUGCGCUUGACCUCUUUGGCGUGCGAGAGGUGCACGCAUCAUUCGUGCCCUUCUCCUCUGGGACAGUCAAGUGCAUGCACGGAAUCCUGCCAGUCCCACCGCCAGCUACGUUCCGAUUGAUGAUCGGGGUACCGGUGUGCCCAGCGCCAAAGGGCGCAAACGGGGAGCUCGUGACGCCGACGGGCAUAAGCCUCGUGAAGGCGCUGGCGUCCACGUUUGGCGAACCUCCUGCUUUUAUUCCGACGCACACUGGCGUUGGAGCUGGCACGAAAGACUUUCCAGAGCACGCCAACAUCGUCCGCAUUGCAAUUGGAACGAAGAUCGACCCGUUGGCUCUCGAGAAAAGCUAUGCCAAUCCGGCAGUCGCCACCUCAAGGUCUGCCGAGCCCGCCAUUCAGUCUUGUCACGCCGAGGAAGUCGUCGUUCUAGAGACCAAUUUGGAUGAUUUGAACCCACAGGUAAUCGGCUACGUCUCGGAGCGAUUGUUGUCAGAGCACCACGCGCUCGACGUAUGGAAGCAGUCCAUCCAGAUGAAGAAGAACCGUCCUGGUGUGUGUCUCAGUGUGUUGUGUCGCGCUGAGCAUGAACAGGGGAUUCUGGAAACAUUGUUCCGUGAAACCACAACACUUGGUGUCCGCCGCAAAGUAAUAGAGCGCGUUGUCUUGUCCCGCAACUUCGUGUCCGUCUUCGCUUUCGGCCGAUCCGUGGACGUCAAAGUCGCGUUUCUGGACCACCAGGCUGUCAACGUACACCCCGAAUAUGAACACUGCAAGGCGAUCGCACUGGAACACCACAUGCCGCUGCUACGAGUGAUGGACAAAGUGAAAGCUCUUGCUCUGUCUAUGAUCGGAACGCAGCCAUUAGAAUGA
This is a messenger RNA of Hyaloperonospora brassicae, 1560 nucleotides long. The record is from the annotation of a GenBank genome assembly. Lineage: Eukaryota; Oomycota; Peronosporomycetes; Peronosporales; Peronosporaceae.